CCCCGUGGCCCCUCCCCGCGCAGGUCCCGACUCCCGCCGCACCUCCUCCGGCUCUGCAGUGGCGGCGGGGAGGCGAGCCGGAGCGCCAGCGGGGCCAGGGCCGGAGCCGAGCCGGGGUCGGGGCAGCAGCGGGGACCCUCGGAGGCGGGGCCAGUGGGACUGCGAUGGGCGUGGAGAUCGAGACCAUCUCCCCAGGAGACGGAAGGACGUUCCCCAAGAAGGGACAGACGUGUGUGGUGCACUACACAGGAAUGCUCCAAAAUGGGAAGAAAUUCGAUUCGUCCAGAGACAGAAACAAACCUUUCAAAUUCCGAAUCGGCAAACAGGAAGUCAUCAAGGGUUUUGAAGAGGGUGCAGCCCAGCUGGGUCCUCUUUCUCCUCUCCCCAUCUGCCCCCAUCCCUGCUAGAUGAGCUUGGGGCAGAGGGCGAAGCUGACCUGCACCCCUGAUGUGGCGUACGGAGCCACGGGCCACCCUGGUGUCAUCCCUCCCAAUGCCACUCUCAUCUUUGACGUGGAGCUGCUCAACUUAGAGUGAAGGCAGGAAGGAACUCGAGGUGGCUGGAGAUGGCGGCUGCUCACCCUCCUAGCCUGCUCGGCCACUGGGACGGCUCCUCCUGCUCGGGGCUCUUGAUCAGUGCGCUAACGUCACAGCCCCACAGCAUUUUCCGUGCUCUGCCCAAGUUGCUCCGUAUGUGUUCGUCAUCGUUCACGCGCAUCUUUGCUUGAGGAAACUUUGGUUGCAGAUCAAAGCAUUUCAGGUUGUGCAUUUUGCGUGAUGCAUGUCGUAGCCAUUUCUGACCACAGAAUACAGAUUUCUUGUUCGCACAAUCUACACUGCCUUACUUAAGCCAGACACACAAGGUGCUCAGACAUGAAAUGUACAUGGUAUACACAGAGGGACUUGAGCCAGUUACCUUUGCUGUCACUUCCUCUCUUAGAAAUUCUGUUGGCUGCUGACUUAUACAAUGUCCUCUUUGGAAAUAUGUAAAAUAAAGGCUAAGUGCUUAACAAA
Molecule: messenger RNA, 1013 nt
Organism: Mustela lutreola (European mink)
Lineage: Eukaryota; Metazoa; Chordata; Mammalia; Carnivora; Mustelidae
Gene: FKBP1B
Product: FKBP prolyl isomerase 1B
Exons: 4
Coding region: 165-407 (80 amino acids)
Biological process (GO): regulation of cardiac muscle contraction by regulation of the release of sequestered calcium ion
Cellular component (GO): sarcoplasmic reticulum membrane
Molecular function (GO): peptidyl-prolyl cis-trans isomerase activity
Source: RefSeq, a predicted model, not a curated record